CCUUCCUUGUCUUCUUGCUCCCGCACUCGCUCUCGCAUAAUAGAAGAAACUGUAGUAAAAUAUGAUAAGGUCAACUUGGACCAUUUCUUGAUAACUCAGAAGGUCAACAUAACAAAGUUGCAUUUUACAUUCAUCGGUUACUCUUCCCAGAAUACCUGCAGCCAUUUUUCUCAGUUUUUGUGAUUCCUUCAAUUGCUGACUUUGCAAACUCUGGCAGUUUCCAUUCCUUCUCAGGAAUGUCGGCUUAUGCGGCGCUGGUUUCUCUCCUCCAAAUUCUGGCAACCAUCCUUGAUGGCGGCAGAUCGUGGAGUAUUCACAACCGAGCUCAGCUCCACUCCCUCCACGAAAAGGUCAUUUUCUUUCUUGACUUUCUCGACAACUCUUCUACUUAUAAGGCUACCCAGAUAUCAGCGCUAGAAACAAAGAUGAGAGAGGCAGCUUACAGAGCAGAAGAUCUUCUCCAAUCCCAAAUAUCUCGCAUUUCGGGUUCCGCGAGUAGAAGGUUGCGCGUUUUAAUGGUAAUGACAAUGAUCAAUUUCCUUCUCUCCUUCGCCAUUUUAAGAAAUUGGAUUGAUGUGAGCUUGCCUCAAGCGAUGCCUGAUUGGAUCAAGAUUUUCAUGCUUCGUAUUUUAUUACCUGUUCUUGCUGCCAUCCCCAUUUGCACGAUCUUAGCCGUUGUUUUGAAUGUGGCCCUCCGAGAAAGCAAUUUUGAGGAAAUCAAUGGUAUUAGGGCGCAGGAAACUCAAGACCUACGUCUGGUGUUGUACGAUUUCAAUGUGAUGGUGAAAGAGGUGGUUAGAAUUAAGGGGGCCCGUGGCCGUGGUGAUGAUGACCUGGACAUGUCGGCUUAUGCAGCAUUGCUUUCUCUCAGGAAGAUUCUGGAUUCCAUCCUUGAAUCUGGUGAAGUGCGCAUGUCUCAUAACAGAGCCCAGAUCAAAUCCCUCCACGAAAAGGUGACUUUCUUGCUGGAUUUUCUAGAAAAUACUUCAGCUAAAUCAGCCCCACAAAUUCCGGAAGCAACAAUCACAGAUGCGGUCUAUAAGGCACAACAAAUAAUUGAAUUCCAGAUUCCCUCGCAGCUUAUUCUGGAUUCGGACAAGAGAAGGUUCCGUAGAUUAGUGAGAUUCAUAUUGCUGGCUAUAUUAUUUUCUGUCUUUGCGUCGGUCAGCUUGACCACAACCCGUGAUUGGACCCAGUUUCUGGUGGGUUGGGUUAUUGCAGUUGUUGGCUUUGGUGUUGUUGCAUUAGGCGCCAAUGUUUCCACGACCAAGAAUAAGAAUGAGAUGCUCGAAAAUAAAGAGCUGUGUCUGGUUAUAGAUGAUCUCAGUAUCAUCGUGAAAGAUGCGACUAAGAUUAAGGAUGCGUGUGGAGACCCGAGUGACCAAUUGCCAACAGCAUCUUCUUCGACUAAAAGGGAUUUGGGAGGCACUGGCAAAAAUGUUGUAGUGGGACUUGAAAGAGACAUGGAACAGAUAAAGGCUCGUUUGAUUCAAGAUUCGGCCAAUCUUGAGGUUAUUUCAAUUGUGGGAAUGGGAGGCAUUGGUAAAACUACCCUUGCUACCCAAGUUUACAAUGAUCUUGAUAUUGCGUUCUUCUUUGAUAUUCGUGCUUGGUUAACAAUAUCUCAGGAGUACUCCUUGCGCCAUGUCAUCCUAGGCCUUCUAGAUUCUGCAAGGAUACUCACAAAGCAAAUGCAGGAAGACAAUGAUGAAAGAUUGGGCGAGCAUCUCCACAAAAAUCUCAAGGGUAGAAGAUAUCUCAUUGUAAUAGAUGAUGUGUGGGACACAGAAAUUUGGGAUUUCUUGAGAAGAUUUAUGCCUGAUGAUCAUAACAGAAGUCGUGUCCUUUUGACUUCUCGGUUAUCAGAUGUGGCCAGUUACCCGGACUCUCGUAGCCCUCUUCAUCAAAUGCAAUGCCUUAAUGAAGAUGAAAGUUGGUACCUACUUCGUGAAAAGGUUUUUGGAGCAGAAGGUUGUCCUUUUCUAUUAGAAUCCAUUGGAAGGGAGAUUGCAAGGAGUUGUAGAGGACUUCCUCUUGCAAUUCUUGUAAUUGGAGGACUCUUGUAUAAGGACAAAAGAAGCCUAAUCUGGAGAGAAGUAGCAGAGAACUUAAGUUUAAAAUUGCGGCAAAUUGAAGAUCACUGUUUGGAGAUACUAGGUUUGAGCUAUAACCACCUGCCUCACCAUUUGAGACCAUGCUUCUUAUACAUGGGGGUUUUCUUGGGAGACGGUGAGAUCCCUGGCUCGAGACUCAUUAGCUUAUGGGCUGCAGAGGGGUUCUUGAAACCAUGUACAUCUAAAAGCUUGGAAGAGGUGGGUGAGGACUAUCUGAAAGAUCUCAUUGACCGGAACUUGAUUUUGGCUUGUAAGCGAAGCUGUAAUGGCAAGAUCAGAACAUAUAGAAUCCAUGAUCUAUUAAGGGAUGUUUGUGUGGAAAAUGCUAGCAAGGAAAACUUUUUUCUUGUUAUGGAUGGUGGUGGAUAUACAACCCGAGUACGGCCUGAACAGACUCCACGAAGACUAAGCAUUCGGCCUGAUGCUCUACAAGUUAAUGGCAGGCAUGACUUGAUAAGUUCAUAUUACUAUGUCCGUUCUUUCCUCUGUACUGCGAGUGAGCUUGUUCGUAACCCAUCUGUUGUCUACUUAGGUUUUCCCUAUCUCCGGGUACUAGAUGUACUUGCAUUUCACUUUGGUCAGUUUCCUCAUCAAAUUAUUAAACUUGUUUGUUUGAGAUAUCUUGCUUUCCAUUAUAAUGGUUCACUUCCUCCAUCCAUUUCCAAACUCCGUAAUCUUGAGACAAUUGUUCAUUACAAUUAUUCAUUCAACAAGUAUCCCAUGCUCCCUAGGGUGGUUUGGAGCAUGCCGAAUCUGAGGCAUCUCUAUGUCAGGCCAGGUUGCUACUUUUCUGAUCCUCUUGGUUAUCGACUUCAGUGGAAGAGUUCCAUUCUUGAACACUUGCAAACGCUCAUUGGGAUUAGAAACUUCAAGCUGAGCAAAUCCAUCAUCAAAAGAAUUCCAAAUCUGAAGAAAUUGGAAAUUUCAUAUGAUUCUGUGGAUUGGUCUAAAUACCAGCUGGAAUCCCUUGUUGAUCUACACCAACUCGAGACUUUGAAGAUCCUUACCAAGUCGCCUAUUUGCCAUGAUGCGCCAAAGCUUGCGUUCCCUGAAAAGCUUAAAAAACUGACUCUAAGUGGUUGUGGAAUUCCAUGGGCAAGCAUGACGGCCGUUGGUGCAUUGCCAAAUCUUGAAGCACUGAAGCUGAGAUGUGAAGCAUUUUGUGGUUCGUCCUGGGAGACUGUGGAAGGGGAGUUCCCCAAACUCAUGUUCCUGCUUCUGGAAGAGAUGAAUUUUACGAGUUGGAAAACUGAUGCAGAGCACUUCCCUCGUCUCCAGCGCCUUGUUAUAAGGUCGUGUGGCUUGCUAGAUGAGAUCCCUUUUGCUAUUGGUGAUAUUCCGACACUUGAGAUGAUCGAGUUGGUCAACUGCCAUCCUUGUGCUGUUGAUUCUGCAAAAGAAAUACAACGAGAACAAGCAAGCAUGGGAAAUGAGGACAUCAAAUUUGAUAUUGAACGGGGGAUUAAAUGAAUCUGGGGAAUCAAGAGGAGUAGGUGGAGCAGGAGUCUUUCAAGUUGUUCUUGAAAUGAAAAGGAGUUGGUAGAUGCAAUGCUUAGAAUGGUAUGUUUUGGAAUCAUGAAUCAGGAAUCAUGAUUCUUCAAGAUAAGUAGUUACUCCUUUAUAGCCACAAUGAUGUUGUGAAUUGAUGUAAUUGCUUGAGGCUUGGGCUAUAUUUAAUGCAUCAAAUUUUGUCUUC
This is a messenger RNA of Salvia miltiorrhiza (redroot sage), 3810 nucleotides long. RefSeq names its product putative late blight resistance protein homolog R1B-16. Lineage: Eukaryota; Viridiplantae; Streptophyta; Magnoliopsida; Lamiales; Lamiaceae. Gene Ontology annotation, molecular function: ADP binding. Gene Ontology annotation, biological process: defense response to other organism. The record is from RefSeq and is a predicted model, not a curated record. The coding region runs from base 237 to 3584 and encodes 1115 amino acids. The transcript has 2 exons.